GGCAGAUCCGACGCGGGCCCGGCUGAGGUGCGGAUGCUGGGAGAGCGGCGUCACCGGUCACGGAGUGCGGCGGCCAGCGAUGAAGCCGCCCAUUUCAAUACAAGCAAGUGAGUUUGAUUCUUCAGAUGAAGAACCUAUUGAAGAUGAACAGACUCCAAUUCAGAUUUCAUGGCUACCUCUGUCCCGAGUGAAUUGUUCUCAGUUUCUUGGUUUGUGUGCUCUUCCAGGUUGUAAGUUUAAAGAUGUUAGAAGAAACAGUCAAAAAGAUACAGAGGAACUAAAGAGCUACGGGAUCCAAGACAUAUUUGUUUUCUGCACCAGAGGGGAGCUGUCAAAAUAUAGAGUCCCAAACCUUCUGGACCUCUACCAACAAUCUGGAAUUGUCACUCAUCAUCACCCAAUCCCAGACGGAGGGACUCCCGACAUAGGCAGCUGCUGGGAAAUCAUGGAGGAGCUGGCCAUCUGCCUCAAAAACAACCGGAAAACCUUGAUACACUGUUAUGGAGGACUUGGAAGAUCUUGUCUUGUAGCCGCUUGUCUCCUCCUAUACCUGUCUGACACAUUAUCACCACAGCAAGCCAUAGACAGCCUGCGAGACGUCAGAGGAUCUGGGGCGAUACAGACCAUCAAGCAAUAUAAUUAUCUUCAUGAGUUCCGGGACAAAUUAGCUACGUAUCUAUCAUCAAAAGAUUCACUAUCAAGAUCUGUGUCAAGAUAACGAAGAUUUCAAAUAUACGAGCAUGUCUGAAAUUUCAGUUCUCUAGCAUAACUUAAUCUAGUGUUAUCACCGUGGAUGUAAAUGUGUGUUUACUCCUAAAGCUUUUAUUGACAAAAUUCAUUGUGUCUCUUUUAUAUCAGAGCAGAGGGACAACAAAGUUGGUACCCAGUUGUCCUAGAAAUGCACUGGCUGCUCUAUCUUACCUAGCUAGAGAUAUUGGGAAAGGAGUAUGGAAAAAUACUUGAUACCAUCAUUUACCACACUUCAGCCUCAUUUUACUACUGGUAAUCACUAGCUGGCGUAUGAUAUGGUAAUAAGUACAAAGAUUUCUAUGAGCACCCACACUUGUUUUAUUAGCAUGGGGGGGCGCAUGUAGGCCACAGCAGGGGUGUGGAGAUGAGGACAAUGUGUAGGUGUGGGUUCUUGCCCUCCACGCGUGGGUCCCCAGAUCAAACUCAAGACAGUGCUUGGCAGGAAGUACCUUUACUCACCAAGUCAUCUCAUCACUUCCCCAUACUUCUUUCACCAGCUCUACCUUCUGAAAUUCUUCCACUGUUUUUUCUAUUGCAUAUUUAUAGAACUGUAAGGGACCCUUUAAGCUUUAGACUACACUCCCUCCCAACACUGCAUUGGCCCCAAUAGGUAGUUAAUUCAGCAUCUGGGACUUUUUCAAAGAUGAGUCCACUGGUUCAGACAUCUGUUUUUACAGCAUUCAUCCUUUUCCACCCCUAAAACACAAUGGAUUUAAUCUUUCACAUUAAUUUUACAAAGUACUUAGCUACAUUAUUAAAUAUCUCGGUUCUCCAACUCCUUCACCUCACCCUGGGCUAGUCAAACUUUUGUCUUUAAAUUCAACUUUGAGCUACUCUGAGUAGUCCUUGGCUGGGAACAAGGACCACCAGUCAGAGCCACCUGUUUUAUCUGCAGGGUCAGGACACAUGCAGUAGUCUCCUGGCUCCUAGUUACUAGUCAUCGCAUAAGUGAACCAGGACACCUGGCCACUGCCAGCAAACUACCAACUCGGAGGCACUUCCACAAAUGAGUUUCACCACCUCCAAACUCAGUGUAAUCAUAUAACUGAAAGUCUUGUCUCGAUGCUGGUGCAUCACUAGAAAUUCACAUAUUACUCCAAUUAUGAGUGGUAGUUGGGGACUUGAGAUCAGCGUACCAGCACGUUCCACAAUACAAAAGUGAUAUUCUAGCACUUUUUACAUCAUCUAGAAUUUACCAUUCUAUGAGAAGACUAAGGAUAGGAGAAUCACAUAUCACUAGUAUUUAAAUAUUUAACCAAAGGAUUUUUUUUAACUCAAUAAUCCCUAAAGUUCUAUCUAGAGUUAAUUUUUAAGUACAGAUUGCAAUUUUGCAGUUAUAGAUGGGCCUUCAUGACUUUGGUAUUACAACCAAAUAAUUUUAAAAUCACAGUACACAGUUUUAAAGUAACUGAAACUGACAUUAGCAAAUCUUUCUGCGUGUGCAACUGCCUGUGUGUGGUUGUGUGUGGAGGCCACAGGUCAACCUCACGUGUCAACCUCACAUGUCAUUCCUCAGAAGCUGUCCACCAUGCUUUUUGAUAUAGGGUCUCUCAUUAGCUUGGAGCGUGCCAUGUCGGAUAGACUGGCUGGUCAAUGAGCCUCUGGGAUCCUCCUCUCUGCAUAUCCCCAGUGCUGGGAUCACAAGUGCACACCCAACUUUUUUUACACAGGUUCUCAUGCUUGCACAGCAAGCAUUUUUACCAAAUAAGCCAUCUCCUGAGCCCCAGACACUGGUAAAUCUUACAUUUGCUUCCUCCCAAUAUAAAGCUUAAAAAAAUGGAGAAAAUUAUUUAAUAACUAAAUCCUUUAAUAAUUGAAUUUGCAAAGCAUGUACCUCUCAAUUUCCAUUUUAAGUAUCCACUAAGCUUCUACAUUCAAAAAUGUUUGAGUAAAUUAUUUAAAUAUCAGGUACAUAGGAAAACAUUAGUUCUUCAAUAAACAGAAACAUGGAGUAUCAGUACUGAAAUAUACUCUGCCAGUUAAGCUUAACAGCAUGUAAUGCCAAUGUCCUAGGGAAAGUUAUUUUCUCUGCUCAAACUUGUGAUUUCUCCAAAAACUGGGGGCAGAGGUGGCAGAUACACAAUACAGAGUCAGGUUGAACCCAUAAACUACACAAGGAGUCUUUGAGAGUUUUUAUUAAAUAUACAAAGGCAGAAUAAGCAAGCUCUAAGGAGUACUGUAGGGCUAUUUAAGGGCAUUUUCUUUGGACAAUGGUACAGCACCAUCAAGCUUAAGAUUUUAACAAACCAUAAACGGCUAACUACAUUUCAUUUUCUUAAUAGUUUUAGGAUCUACUUAGUCAUCAAUCCAUUUAAGAAAUUUGCCUUCUCUAAAAUACAUCAUAACCAAAUUUAAGUAUUUAGAAGAAGCAUUGUACAAUUAAAUUUGCCUUCUCCAAAAUACAUAAGAUAACCAAACAAAUUUAAGUAUUUAGAAGCAUUGUGCAAUUAAAAUUAACAUAUAUGAGACAAUCCAGGAGCCUGCCAGGAUGCUCAAAUCUCCCACAAUACAGAUUAAGAAAAUGAAUGCAGAGCAAAACCUUCACUCUAACCCCACAGAGCCAUGGCCUUUUGCGGUUAAUACUGCUUUCCAAAGAAAACCAAGCAAGUAGCACUUGUGUGUGCAUUCCUUUCAGAACUUAGCUCGAGAACUCUGAAUCUUAAAGUGAACUGCUCUAAGAAAGCUGGUAGAUAUAUCCAGAAUCACUGUGAAGUGUUCAUUCUCCUAAGCUACACCAUUAAUAUCAAAUGCUUUUUAACUGCUGGUGUGACUGCAAAUCAAAUGGUUUGAGUAAAAGAGCCUGAAAUUAUUUGAGACAAACAUUAUUACUCCUUUCUGAGAAGGAUGAACAUGUAUGAACAAGGCUAAAUAAUAAGGUGAUCAAUAUUUUUCUUUACCCUCUAAAUUACUGUUUUAGAGUAUUUUUCUGAUACACAUUUCUAAUUUGAAAUUAAACAAUACAACUGAUUAUCAAGCUGUACAUUUGUGGACGUUACAUGACAAAUAACUGGAUAUAUACACUUUAAUAUAGAUCAUCACCUAAAUGAGCUGGAUAAAGUGCUAUGUUCACACCUAAAAAUGAAAGCUCCCCCCUGCAGGGAGAGAGAUACACAUAAAUCAUUAGUUCUCUGGUAAUAAUAUUCUAGAACACUAUAAAUAGAAAAGUAUACAAAGUAAAGCAUUUUGCUAAAAGCACAUACAAACUUUUAUUUCCUUUCUAUACAAUUAGAUAGAUCUUCAAAAUGUGUAGAGCUGGAAGCAGAGAAGAGCGCUGUGCUAGCUUAGCCUGAGUGGUCUUAAAGCAGCAAACACUACCCAGGCUUUCGAGGAGAUGCUGCAAAGUGACCUGUCCUUUGUUUCCCCAACAGAUUGUUACCCAAGCAUAUGAGCCUGACUGAAGGUCUUCAUGGCAUAACUGGUGAAACCUCACUAGUACUCAAAUACAUGCCAAAGUGGUUAUCAGGCCAUUCCCUAAGGCUUCUCCUUCCUAUUAAAAGUAAUUCAAACUUCAA
Molecule: messenger RNA, 4262 nt
Organism: Nannospalax galili (Upper Galilee mountains blind mole rat)
Lineage: Eukaryota; Metazoa; Chordata; Mammalia; Rodentia; Spalacidae
Gene: Cdkn3
Product: cyclin dependent kinase inhibitor 3
Exons: 8
Coding region: 80-718 (212 amino acids)
Biological process (GO): protein dephosphorylation
Cellular component (GO): nucleus
Molecular function (GO): protein tyrosine phosphatase activity
Source: RefSeq, a predicted model, not a curated record